AUGGGGGGAGGAAUGGAGGCAAAUAAGAACAGGUGGAUAGAAGAGUGGGGCACAGCAAGGGAGAACCUUGAGCACAACUUCAGGUGGACCCGCCGCAACUUUGCCCUUGUUGGCCUCUUCGGCAUAGCUCUGCCAGUCCUUGUCUACAAAGGCAUCGUCAAAGAAUUUGAAAGCAAAAAGGAGAAAGAACAAGAGAAAUCUAAAGCUCUUGAAACAAAGGAAAAGGAUGAUAAUAAGGUGAAGUUAUUUUCGAGCAAUCUAAGGAGGACGGGUAAAAGUGUUGGAGGGAGUGGUUGGAGUGCUUUUGGAAAAUUGCUGGAUGAUUCUAUUAAAGGUGGAAACCAUGCUUUACUGUUGGAUAACAAAAAUUGGGGAUGGGUGGAUGUAGUUGAGGGCCUUCCAUUCCAUUUGUGGCAUCGCGAUGUUUUUAAGAGGAUCAGUGAUUGUUGUGGUGGUGUCAUUGAGGUUGAUCGUUAUAAUGACAAUCGCGAAAAUUUGCUCUGGGCUAGAAUUUGGGAUCCAUAA
Ilex paraguariensis (yerba mate) is the source of this 525-nucleotide messenger RNA. NCBI's taxonomy places the organism in Eukaryota, Viridiplantae, Streptophyta, Magnoliopsida, Aquifoliales, Aquifoliaceae. The record is from the annotation of a GenBank genome assembly.